Botrytis byssoidea is the source of this 3111-nucleotide messenger RNA. RefSeq lists its product as uncharacterized. The coding region runs from base 343 to 2772 and encodes 809 amino acids. The transcript is spliced from 2 exons. The record is from RefSeq and is a predicted model, not a curated record. NCBI's taxonomy places the organism in Eukaryota, Fungi, Ascomycota, Leotiomycetes, Helotiales, Sclerotiniaceae.
CCGCACCACAGCCUUGUGCUGAGGUAUUUCAUUUCCAUUCUUUACAUUACAUCAGUUGUCAUGAAUCCUUCGAUAAUAGUUAAAUCCUGAUUUCGAAAACUUCGUCCUAAUGUUUAUAUCAUAAGUCUUUCGUUUUCCCCCAGACUUUUAAUAUCCAAUAUCCAUCUCACUGUCGUUCUCGCGCUUCGAAUUCGUUGUGACACCCAGCAUACAUCAAGUGAAUCAUUUCGGCAAUAUACUGGCCCCAACCUUCAACAAGUAUUCCUUCUGUUUUCUUGGCUACUACAUACAAUCUCGCGUUUACCCAAGGUCUGAAAAGUCACUACAAUUGUAUCGCACAUCAUGGCCGAUGUUGAAGAACCACAGUUUACCACCCUCGCGCAACGUAUUGCUGCAUUGAAGCAACAACAAGCGGGGGACUCUGCCCCUCCGAAUAAUACUUUGAUAGUAGCCAAACGGCCUCCACCACCUCCUAUUCCAAGUUCCGAUAGACCUCCUCUUCCUACAAGACCAAAGACUGCCAACAAUCCCCCAAUUGUCGCAUAUGGUUCUUCUGUUAGCCAGAAACCUUUCAAUGAACCACUUGGCACAAAAGCCAAAUCGGAUCCAGUCAAUGGCAAUGCCCCAGUUAAUAAUUCCAAAAGUCCUGCUCUUCCAGCUCGAAAUGCACCUCCUCCAUUACCCACGAGAAAAGCCUCAACUCCAAAUCUGCCACCAAGACGAGCAUCUACUUCUACACAAUUGGCAAGGAGAGAUUCGGGGGAUUCGACCAUUUCACAAAUGUCUACGGUCUCGGCCAUGUCAUUGAAUAGUUAUGGCAGACCUGCAUCUUCAAUAACAUCUGUAGGAUCAAAAGAUGGAAGGAUGCUACCUCCUCCAUUGGAUAUGGCAAAACUUCCACCCCUGCCACCUUCAAGAAGGGAAUUACAAGAGAAGGCAAGGUUAGAGCAGAAGGCUAAAUUCCCUCUCGUUUCUACCAAGUCAGCUCCAGUUAUUCUCAAACAACCUCCAGUCGUUGAACGUGAAUUGCCACCCAAAUUGCCAUCAAGAUCAAAUGGCCCACCUAAAAUGCCUCCUAGACCCAUUGCAAACGUAGAAGAUGAGAAUUCAGUCUCUCCACCACCGCGAAGAUUACCACCUCCAUCUCAAACUCGUUCUGUUCUAUCACUGGGAUUUGGUAACAAAUCUACCGAAACACCAAACCCAUCACCAGGACCAACACCUACAUAUAAUAGGCCUCCUGGUCCCGCUGUUCAAGAAUUGAAUGCUAACAAUUUUGAUCGUAUUAUUCUCUCUGGAAAAUUUGCUCUUGUGGACUUUUAUGCUCCAUAUUGCAAGUAUUGUGUCGAAUUGGAUCCACAUUAUAAACAGCUUGCCGAGAAUUUUGCAUUUGCUUCCGACAGAAUUGUGAUUGCAAAAGUUGAUGUUGAUGCACAUAAAUCAUUCUUGGCAAGAUAUGGUAUUGAAGGGUAUCCGACCAUCAUGUUCUUUGACGGAAAUGGAGAUAAUCCGGAAAAGUAUCAAUAUAUGAGAAAAACGGACGCUAUGACAAAGUUCUUGACUGAGAAGACGGGAAUCUCGCCAUCUGAUGCACCAAAACCUGGGGGAGGAGUACCACCACCUGUUAACCUUCGAUCCAAGCCAACAUCGGCUCAAGUAAAAGCUGUAAGUGCUGCUCCAACUACAUUAUCUCCUUCAUCACAGGGCUGUCUUUUGUGUCGAGACUUUUCUGGUCCGGAUCAAAUUGCGUCAAAAUAUUCACGGGAAUUCCUUCCAAGAUCCCCUGAUAAUACAGGAUAUCUUGCUGAUGUUCUUUGUCGUCCUUUCAGCUCGCCCACUGAUAAAGCUCGUGCUAUCUUCGUUUGGCUUCAUCAUAACAUCGCUUAUGAUACUGGUGCUUUUUUCGGGAACCGAGUCAAAAAUGUUACACCUGCCGAUACUAUCAAAACUGGAUUAGCUGUCUGUGGUGGAUAUGCUGGUCUCUUCACAGCUAUUGCACUUAAAGCAGGACUCGAAGCUAUCAUGGUAACUGGUCACGGAAAAGGAUUUGGUUAUACGCCGCUUAGACCAGGAGAAUCUUGUCCACCACCUAAUCCUGGCGGUCAUGCUUGGAAUGCAGUACGUAUCGAUGGAGGGGAAUGGAAGCUAAUUGACGCUUGUUGGGGUUCCGGACAAUUAGGAGAUAAUCAAAUGUACAACAAAAAUUUGAUCUCUUCCUACUUCACCAUGUCGAAUGAAGAAUUUGGCUUGAAACAUUUUCCAGCCAAUAAGUCACAUUUCUUCAGAAAAGAUAGAAGAGUUUUGACGUGGGAAGAAUACUUUAUUGGAAACAUUGGUGGUGAACCAUUACAGAUUUUCGGUUCUGUAGAAGAUCAUGGUAUCUCACAAACUUCAAUUACACCACCUCAAAAAUACAUCCCAUCCUCAUCCACAUCCACAUCCAACGGAAUGAUGCGAUUUCAAUUCUCAAAAGUCUGUGAACAUUUCGACUUUGAAAGAAAUGGUCUUGGUAAACCUUAUUGUCUAGUUUUGAAGAUAGGAGGAGUCGAUGGAAGAAAUGAUGAUAUGGUGCCGUUUGAUUUUGAUGGGUUUUGGUGGUGGGUAGAUGUGGGAGUUAAGGAAUUGGGUGUGAGAGGUCAGACGAUUAGUUUGUAUGCGGUUACGGUUGUUGAUGGAGAGGAUGCUAGGGGAAUGACGAAGAGAGACUAUGAGGGGAAGAAGGGGAACUGUGCGAUGGAAUUUGCAGGGGUUGCGGCGUGGGAGUUGAGUUGAUUUUGUUGUUGAUAAGGUGGGUAGGGAUGGGGAUAGGGAUAUGGGAUAGGUUAGAUGAUGAGUAGGUGUUCUCGUGAACUUUGGAUAAGUUUCCUUAUUAGCGAUUAUUAUCUUUUGUUCUUCUUUUUCUCUCGUCUCAGCUCAGCUCAGCUUGGCUUAGCUUGGCUUGGCUUGGCUUGGCUUAUGGCGUUAUAGGAUCGCGGGUGGAAUGAUAUACAUAUGAUGGACAAAUCGAGAUAGAGCACAGCAUUUUCGUUACCUAUCAAUUUUUCACUUCGCAUCGUCAUAAUGCUGCAGAUGCCCAACACUGCAUAGCGUAUAAAUAUAUAUAUUGUUCCA